AUACCAUGCAGAUCAGAGGCUUAUAUUAUACAACGCCCAGGUGGUGGCUUUAACUUCAUUAUUGUCCCUUCAAGAAGCUGCAAAUCAUUAGUACAAAGAUGAAGAUCAUCAGCCAGUUUUUGGGAUUUUUAGUGAAGAUGAUGAUGUUCUUAGUAUUCGUCGUCCUCGUCUUCCUACAAACUCCGACUACUCAUGCUAUGGGAGAAGACGACAUGGCGGUUGAAUUAUCUGGUAGCAACGAUGUGGUGAAGUGGGCUGGUUAUGGGGAAGAGAAACUCUCCACAGUUGUAAUUGGUGGCAAGCUUCUUUGCCAUGCUACUGCGAGUCACAAACUUUCCAGCCAUCCACAUCCAGUCUCAGGUGCAUUGGUGGCCGUUUUCUGUGCCAUGGGUGGGAAGACAAGGAAAUCAUGGGCAAAAGGGAGCACAAAUAGUUAUGGAGAAUUCCUAAUUGAUCUUCCCUCUCAUCUCCAUGCAAUUCCCAACUUGGAAAAGGUAUGUAUUGUUCAAGUUCUUCAUCUUCCAAGGAGCUCCCCCUGCCGACAUUCUUUUACUGGAAAACAUAAAGCAAUGAAGCUGACAUCCGUAGGUGAAGGUGUUCGUAGUUACACCACACAUAACAUACAUUUGAUGCCAAAACCUUCACAACAGCGCAUGAGAAAGGCAGUCAAAACAGGACAUACAGUAUCUGUCUCGUAAUGAAAUGGGGUGUAACAUACCAGUUAUUUGCAUGCAGCUCGGACAGAUGGCGCUUCAGUCACGCUGAGUUGCAGGCUUCAAUUGGCUUGCUGUUUCCUAAGUCAGACUUUCAAGAAUUUUGUGCUUGUGUGCUUUUCUUUUUUCCCUGUGUGUGUGUGUGUGAGAGAGAGAGAGAGAGAUAGAGAGACAGCUUAUGCUUGAA
This is a messenger RNA of Sesamum indicum (sesame), 900 nucleotides long. RefSeq lists its product as uncharacterized. The record is from RefSeq and is a predicted model, not a curated record. Lineage: Eukaryota; Viridiplantae; Streptophyta; Magnoliopsida; Lamiales; Pedaliaceae.